Molecule: messenger RNA, 303 nt
Organism: Brettanomyces nanus
Lineage: Eukaryota; Fungi; Ascomycota; Pichiomycetes; Pichiales; Pichiaceae
Exons: 2
Coding region: 1-303 (100 amino acids)
Biological process (GO): mitochondrial respiratory chain complex IV assembly
Cellular component (GO): mitochondrial inner membrane
Source: RefSeq, a predicted model, not a curated record
AUGAUUCCAUCGUUCAUCAGAUUCAGCGCUCGUUCAGACUCAUACUACAGUAAAGACACCUAUAGGAUGUCAGCGGCCAUGCUUAGAGCCAGAAGGCCUUACUUCUGGAGAAAUAUGGCCGGCCUUGUGAUCUUAGGAUCCAUUCCAGUGGCGGUUUAUGUCUAUACUUUCAAUUUCUUGCACACGGAUGACCUUGAAGAUAUUCCUGUUCCUCCUUUAAGUGAUGAGAAGGUCAAGCAGUUGCAGAAAGAGUAUAAGGAGGAGAAGGCCAAAGAAGCAGCCGGUGUCACAGUUAGGAAGUAG